UAAUAUGUAUGUAAAUUAUGUCGGCAAAUAUCUAUUGCAUGUUUUACAUGUACAAUAUUAUAUUCUAAUUUCUUGUGUCGAGAAGAUUUUUCCUACUGUGAGCGUUGGUUGAAAGCGCUCGUGAUAUUUUGCUGAAUUUAUAAAUGAUUAAUUGAUAUUUCAUAGUAACCAAUUGGUUUUUUAGUUACUAAAUAAUUUGACUACAACAACAACAGGUCGUAAUGAAUUAUUUUCGUGAAAUGCAUUUUAUUUUAUUAAUAAUAAUAAUUUCAAAUGUUAUCAUUGUUUUUACAACUCAGAAUGCUGAAAAUCAAGUAACUAUUACUACUGACGAUAUGGAUAAACUCAUUAGGGAUUAUCCUGCAUUUAUAAAAAUGACAUUGCAAAAUAAUGAAUAUUACACGGGAAAAGAUGUGUCCCAUUGUUCUAUGCCUGACGACGAAAACACUACUAUAGAUGAUUCCGAUAUUGAGCAGUAUAAAGUAUCCAACUUAAGAGAAAGUAUCAUUGGUCAAAGAUUAGGAAAUAUCAUUAAACCGUGUCUUAAAGACAACACACAAAUUACCCAGUGUUAUACUCACUAUCUGAAUGUUAUAGAAAGCGUUGGUUUAACAUUAGUAGACAGAUAUUGUUUAUUUGAAUAUGAAGUUUGGAAUAGACUUCAAGAUUUGGAGUUUAGUGUAGAUUAUAUAGAAAAUUAUAGUUUAUUUAACAUUGAUAUUAACAUUCCAUUAUUAUUCUCGAUUGUAAAGAAAUUUGUUACUCUUUUAGAAAAUAUUUCUUUUACAUUUAAACAAUAUGGUAUUUCUACUAUACCUCUUGACUGUGUUUCGGAUGCCAUGGACUGUAUGCCUUUAUAUUUUCAAGAGGGUAUGUGCGAAGAUGAAAAAUUUAAACAUCAUUUACAAACAUGUCGGGCAUUAAUGAAAUCAAAAUUAAAUUAUGCUGCAUUAGACAAUGAUCAACACUGGGAAUGGGAUAUUACUUCCGAUUCAAAACCUAAUGACAACUCAAUAAUUCUCAUACAACAAACAAAUAAUGAUAUUGGAUUGAAUUUAUUUCCCUACAACAAUUAAAAAUAAUUUUUCAACAAAAAUUUUUUUUAUACGUAAAUGAUAAGUAAAUUAAAAAAAAAUAUUUUCUAAAAUAUCAAUUAGCUAUUUAAUAAUUUAGUUUAUUAUUAAAAUUAAUCUUAUAACAUUGUAAUACUUUAAUAUAAUGUAGAAUCACAGUUGCAAAAUUAAAAAAAAAAAAUGUUUAGU
Molecule: messenger RNA, 1262 nt
Organism: Daktulosphaira vitifoliae (grape phylloxera)
Lineage: Eukaryota; Metazoa; Arthropoda; Insecta; Hemiptera; Phylloxeridae
Exons: 2
Coding region: 222-1076 (284 amino acids)
Source: RefSeq, a predicted model, not a curated record